Molecule: messenger RNA, 3912 nt
Organism: Heterocephalus glaber (naked mole-rat)
Lineage: Eukaryota; Metazoa; Chordata; Mammalia; Rodentia; Bathyergidae
Gene: Capn6
Product: calpain 6
Biological process (GO): proteolysis
Cellular component (GO): cytoplasm
Molecular function (GO): calcium-dependent cysteine-type endopeptidase activity
Source: RefSeq, a predicted model, not a curated record
CUGUGAGUGGAGCUUGGUACAGCUCAAAUAGUUUUCAGGUUAAGAAAGCCAGAAUCUUUGUUCAGCUGCACUGACUGAACAGACUUAGUGAAGUUACCUGGCUAAGAGCAGUGAUAGCAGCAGCAGCAGCAGCAGCAGCAGCAGCAGCAACAGAAGCAGCAGAGCUCCUGAGAUAACUCAGUGACCAAAAGAAGCAACAUGGUGUGAUGGAAAGCUGCACACCAAAUCUGGCAAUACACAGACGGGGGUUUUGAGUCAGCCCUGCCAGUUUCUAGCUGCUCUGACUGCCAUUUCUUCAGGCAUAAUUUGACACUAUGGGUCCUCCUCUGAAGCUCUUCAAAAAUCAGAAGUACCAUGAACUGAAGCAGGAGUGCAUCAAAGACAGUAGACUUUUCUGUGAUCCAACCUUUCUGCCUGAGAAUGAUUCUCUUUUUUACAACAGACUGCUUCCAGGAAAAGUGGUGUGGAAACGGCCCCAGGACAUCUGCGAUGACCCCCAUCUGAUUGUAGGCAACAUCAGCCACCACCAGCUGAUCCAGGGAAGACUGGGGCACAAGUUGAUGGUUCCUGCAUUUUCCUGUUUGGCUGUCCAGGAAUCUCACUGGACAAAGACAAUUCCCAAUCAUAAGGAACAGGAAUGGGAUCCUCGAAAACCAGAUAAAUAUGCUGGAAUAUUUCGCUUUCGUUUCUGGCAUUUUGGAGAAUGGAUCGAAGUGGUGAUUGAUGACUUGCUGCCCACCAUCAAUGGAGAUCUGGUCUUCUCCUUCUCCACUUCCAUGAAUGAGUUUUGGAAUGCUCUACUGGAAAAAGCUUAUGCAAAGCUGCUAGGCUGUUAUGAGGCCCUAGAUGGUUUGACCAUCACUGAUAUCAUUGUGGACUUCACGGGCACAUUGGCUGAAAUUGUUGACAUGCAGAAGGGAAGAUACACUGAACUUGUUGAGGAGAAGUACAAGCUGUUCAGAGAACUGUACAAAACAUUCACCAAAGGAGGUCUGAUCUGCUGCUCCAUUGAGUCUCCCAGUCAGGAAGAACAAGAAGUUGAAACUGAUUGGGGCCUACUAAAGGGUAAUACCUACACCAUGACUGAUAUUCGCAAGAUUCGUCUUAGAGAGAGACUUACAGAAGUCUUCAGUGCGGAGAAGCUGUACAUGGUUCGCCUGAGGAACCCUUUGGGAAAACAGGAAUGGAGUGGCCCCUGGAGUGAAAUUUCUGAAGAAUGGCAGCAGCUAACUUCAGCAGAUCACAAGAACCUGGGGCUUGUUAUGUGUGAUGAUGGAGAGUUUUGGAUGAGCCUGGAAGACUUUUGCUGCAACUUUCACAAACUGAAUGUCUGCCGUAAUGUGAACAACCCUGUUUUGGGCCAUAAGGAGCUACAUUUGGUUCUGGGAUGCUGGACUGUGGAUGAUGAUCCGCUAAUGAACCGCUCUGGAGGCUGCUAUAACAACCGUGAUACUUUCUUGCAGAAUCCCCAGUACAUCUUCACUGUGCCUGAGGAUGGGCACAAGGUUAUCAUGUCACUGCAACAGAAGGACCUGCGCACUUAUCGCAGAAUGGGAAGACCUGACAAUUACAUCAUUGGCUUUGAGCUUUUCAAGGUGGAGAUGAAUCGCAAAUUCCGCCUCCACCAUCUCUACAUCCAGGAGCGUGCUGGAACUUCCACAUAUAUUGAUACCCGCACUGUGUUUCUGAGCAAGUACUUGAAGAAGGGCAACUAUGUUCUGGUCCCUACCAUGUUCCAACAUGGCCGCACCAGCGAGUUUCUCCUGAGAAUCUUCUCAGAAGUGCCUAUUCAGCUCAGGGAACUGACUUUGGAUAUGCCCAAGAUGUCCUGCUGGAACCUGGCUCGAGGGUACCCAAAGGUAGUUACCCAGAUCACGAUCCACAGUGCUGAGGGCCUGGAAAAGAAAAAUGCCAAUGAAACUGUAAACCCAUAUUUGGUCAUCAAGUGUGGAAAGGAGGAAGUUCGUUCACCUGUCCAGAAGAAUACUGUACAUGCCAUUUUUGAUACCCAGGCCAUUUUCUACAGAAGGACCACUGACAUUCCUAUUAUAGUCCAGGUCUGGAACAGGCAAAAAUUCUGUGAUCACUUCUUGGGGCAGGUUACUCUGGAUGCUAACCCCAGUGAUUGCCAUGAGCUGAAGUCUCUCUACCUGCGUAAAAAGGGUGGUCCAACUGCCAAAGUCAAGCAAGGCCACAUCAGCUUCAAGGUUAUUUCCAGUGAUGAUCUCACUGAGCUCUAAACGUCCAAUUACAGAGAAUCCUGACAGAUAGAGUUUUCCAUCCUUUUAUUUUUAGGUCAGGUGCCAGGUCUUAACUAAGAUUUAUAAUUAUUGAAGGAAGGAAAUUCACAAUAAUUUGCUUUUCUCUAAUAACUUCUCAUACCUCCUGAUCCAAAUAGCAGCAAUAGCUACAUAACCUAUGUACCUCCAGCAAAUGGGCAUGGAGAGAUGACAGUCAAAUCUGGAGAUCAUACACAUGUUUGCCAAGAAAAGAUCUUUGGGCAUUCCGGGAGUGAGAUUCAGGCAGGACAAUAAUGAGAGCCUGGACACCUUACAGAUGUCUUUGCUGUUUUCAGUUGUCCAAUACAUCUUUCCUAUAGGACAUGUUGAGGGAGGAGGGAUGAUCAAGGCCAAGCUGGUCUAGCCUGGCAUCCCAGCUCCUGACUGACACUACAGACUUUCCAGCAGCAUUUCACCUAGCAGCCAAAGCCAACUUCAAGGUUCCCACCCUUACCCCAACCAUCACCAUCACCACCACCACCACCUCUGGAAAGUGUAAUCCUGCCCUCAUCCAAGUCACCCCCCCCCACAGUAAGUUUUACCUUCAUGUUGAGCAAGCUUCCUAGGUGCUUAAUCAAGAGCUGGAGUUCAAUGAGGCUAGACAGUGAGAAGGGACUGAUAUUGAGCUCAACAGAAGCCAGCUGUAUGUCAUAAGAGGGAAAAGUGCAAGAAACUGCAGUGGGAGACAAAGUCUUGGUCCCCCACCAUCCACACACACCUACACUCACACAUGUGAAUGUGGGAGCGCAUGAACUACCGUUAAGGCUGUCAGUGGGCAAAAGUGAGGACAAGUUAAGUAUCACACACUCCGAAAAGAUGAGAGGAUCCACCCAUGAAGAGUACAGCCAGUUUGGGGCCCCUGACUGCAAUGUGAAACCUCUUGCUGCUGCUAGGUUUACAAAUAAGCCCCCUGUGCUGUGCCUUCGAAUACAGGUACUGAAGGCCCCAUGUGGGAGCUUGAGACUUUAGGUCCCAGCCCAGCCUCUUCAGGCUUUUCCCUCAGUUGGGAAGCGUCACGCCUUAUGGGAAAUUUUCUCUAGUCAGUCAUUAUAGAAUGUUCUUCCCUCUAUCUUCAUCUAUCAAUAUUCUACCCUUCCUUUAAGGCUCAGCAUAAAUGCCACCUCCUCCAUGAAACCCUCACUACUCCUAUCCCCAUACCCUAACAUCAACAAUAUUUCAAUGCUUCUGCAAUGAUGAAAAAGAAAUGUAGUCAUAGUACUUAGUCUAGUCUGGCACGCACUCAUUUUAAAAAUAUGUUUUGUAGUUUUUUGUUUUUCACUUCACUCAUUUUCUACCACAUUUUCUGAUCUGUGUAACUUCCACAGUGCCUUCACCAAACUGCCUUAACAUAAAGCAAAUCACAAUAAAGUUCAUAUUCAAUAAAUUGACCAGUCUAGACUUCAAUUGAUGCCACAAGAGAGAUGACCAAAAUGACCAUCUGUUGAGACAUAUUUUGGAGUUAUGGUAAGUGCAGGAUUGGGGGAGAAACUUUGUAAAACUUGAGAGCAGGUAAAAGUCUGAUAAAUUCAGAGAAAUUGGCUGUACUUUGAUGGUGUAGUUUUUCAUCUCUGUGGUGGGAUGGCUGGGAGAAUUGAGAGGGUUUAUCUUUCAUUAGACAUCCAGGAGCAGUUGA